Molecule: messenger RNA, 5616 nt
Organism: Ostrinia nubilalis (European corn borer)
Lineage: Eukaryota; Metazoa; Arthropoda; Insecta; Lepidoptera; Crambidae
Gene: trpl
Product: transient-receptor-potential-like protein
Exons: 24
Coding region: 99-3773 (1224 amino acids)
Biological process (GO): calcium ion transmembrane transport; regulation of cytosolic calcium ion concentration
Cellular component (GO): plasma membrane; cation channel complex
Molecular function (GO): store-operated calcium channel activity; protein binding; inositol 1,4,5 trisphosphate binding
Source: RefSeq, a predicted model, not a curated record
GCAGGAGUGGCGUCACGCCAGCCAGGGCGAGCGUUGCCUGUAACUAGCCGAGGAUAAGAAGUUCGCCUGUGGGGGCGGACGCUGCUCCAGCAUCAGAUAUGGGCGACAAAAAGGAUUUAGAAUGCGGCGACCUAGCAUUGGAGGGCGGCCGCAAGCCCAUGGAACUGCCUACUCUGCCUAAAGCCCUCACUUUAGAGGAAAAGAAAUACCUCCUCGCCGUCGAGAGAGGCGACAUGGGCAACGUCAGGAGGAUUCUCCAGAAAGCUCAUCGCCAGAAACACAUCGACGUGAACUGCGUGGACUCCCUCGGCCGAGGGGCCCUGACCCUGGCCAUAGAUGGGGAAAACAUGGAGAUGGUGGAACUCCUGGUCAUCAUGGGCGUGGAGACCAAAGACGCGUUGCUUCAGUCCAUCAACGCGGAGUUUGUGGAGGCUGUGGAACUUCUGCUGGAGCAUGAAGAGCUAAUACAUAAGGAUGGGGAGAAAUACAGCUGGCAGAAAGUGGACCCGAACACGGCGAUGUUCACGCCAGACAUCACGCCACUGAUGCUGGCAGCGCACAAGAACAACUACGAGAUCCUCAAGAUCCUGCUCGACCGCGGAGCCACGGUGCCCAACCCUCAUGACGUAAGGUGCGGUUGUGAAGAAUGUAUCCGCGAGUCUACCGAAGAUUCCCUCCGGCACUCUCUAGCGCGUCUGAACGAGUACAGGGCUCUGGCAUCGCCUUCGCUCAUUGCCUUGUCUUCCACCGACCCCAUACUGACUGCCUUUCAGCUCUCGUGGGAGCUGCGGAACUUGGCUUUUGCGGAACAGGAAAGCAAAGCCGAAUAUCUCGAACUCCGUCGCCAAGCUCAGAAGUUCGCUGUGGACUUACUGGACCAGUCGCGCAGCAGCCAAGAGCUGGCCAUUAUCCUGAACCACGAUCCUGACGAGCCGGGGUUUGUUGAAGGAGACCACAUGAAACUGGCAAGAUUGGAACUGGCUAUCGAUUUUAAACAGAAGAAGUUUGUCGCUCACCCCAACAUCCAGCAACUUCUAGCAGCCAUCUGGUACGAAGGCGUCCCAGGGUUCCGUCGGAAGACCGCCAUGGAAAAGAUUAUGAUCAUCUGCCGCGUCGCCCUGCUCUUCCCGUUCUAUUGCACCCUGUAUAUGAUCGCUCCGAACUGUGCUACCGGAAAACUGAUGAGGAAACCGUUCAUGAAGUUCUUGAUUCACGCGUCUAGUUAUUUGUUCUUUCUAUUGAUUCUGAUCCUGGUGUCCCAAAGAGCGGAGGUGCAAGCGAUACAACUAUUCGGACCGGAGUGGAUGGUGAAAGAGCUGGAGAAGGAACUCCUCAAGCAGAGAGGGAACGGGCCCACGUAUCUGGAGCUGGUGGUUGUCGUCUACGUCCUUGGUUUCAUCUGGGAAGAAACUCAAGAGAUCUACAUAGAAGGCAUCCGCUCCUACCUCCGAAAUAUGUGGAACUUCAUAGACUUCACCAGGAAUUCUCUCUACGUGGCCGUGGCCUUGCUUCGGUUCGCAGCCUACUGGCAGCAGAUCACAGAGAUCAAUAGAGACCCCCAGACCAAGUUCAUCCCGAGGGAAAACUGGGACGCUUUCGACCCCCAACUCAUAGCAGAGGGGCUGUUCGCUGCUGCUAACAUUUUUAGUGCCUUGAAGCUGGUUCACCUUUUCUCCAUCAACCCGCACCUGGGGCCGCUGCAGAUCUCUCUUGGACGAAUGGUCAUCGACAUCGUGAAGUUCUUCUUCAUCUACAGUUUGGUGCUCUUCGCCUUCGCUUGUGGUCUAAACCAACUUCUCUGGUACUUUGCCGACCUGGAAAAAAGGAAGUGCUAUGUUUUACCGGGCGGCCUGCCCGAUUGGGACAACGCGGGCGAUUCUUGUAUGAAGUGGAGGAGUUUCGGGAACGUGUUCGAGGCGUCCCAAUCUCUCUUCUGGGCCUCCUUCGGCAUGGUGGGGCUGGAGAACUUCGAGCUGGCCGGCAUCAAGAGCUACACGCGGUUCUGGGGGCUGCUGAUGUUCGGAUCAUACUCCGUCAUCAACGUCAUCGUGCUCCUCAACUUGCUCAUCGCUAUGAUGUCCAACUCGUAUGCCAUGAUUGACGAACACUCAGACGUGGAGUGGAAGUUCGCCAGGACGCGCCUCUGGAUGAGUUAUUUCGAAGAGAGCGCGACGCUACCGCCGCCUUUCAACAUCAUGCCCACUCCCAAACUGCUGCUCAAGAUGCUGGGGUUGAGGAAGAAGGAUAAGCAGAGGAAGAUGAAGACGCAGGAGCAAAAAGAGAAAGAGAUAGACGUCCGCUACACAGCAGUGAUGCGGGCACUCGUGUGGAGAUACGUCUCCGCCAUGCACAGAAAGAUGGACGACGAGCCUGUGACAGAAGACGAUAUCAACGAGCUGAAGGGAGACGUGUCAGCUCUGAGAUACGAGCUGCUAGAAGUAUUUGAGAAGAACGGCAUGGAUGUGUCGUUCACAGAUCGAAAGGAGAAGGCUGUCCUGGGCAAACGCAUGAAAGUAUGGGAGCGUCGCCUUAUGAAGAACUUCCAAGUAGCCCCUGUGGCGGGGGUAGAUGAAGAAAGGCCUGCCGAUGAAGACGGCCUGUCCAGGUUCAGGAGGAUAGCCAAGAUGGCCGUCGCCAACACCACUAACGCCAAGUGGGACCAGACACUGGCGCAGACUGGCAUAUCGAGUCAAAUCGGCCGGUGCCGCACGCGCGAAUCGUUCAAGAACCAGCAGAACUUACAGCGGGCUAUGGAGGAGGCUAGAAAGCUGGUCUUGAGAUCACCAUUGCCAGGAUCCCGAGGUGCAUCUCCCAUCGAGAUGCCGCUAACUCCUGGCCACACUCUUCUGGAGCUCAUCAAGGAUAUCUCCACGGAGGUUGGAGAGCCACUUCCUACAUCACCUUCGCCCAAGUCUCCGUUACCAGGUGACAGUGGCAUGGGCGCGCUCCUCACUGCUGCAGCCAGCGCGCGUUCACCGAGCCCAGCUCAGCUUCAGCAAUCCGCAGCUCCUUCUAAGCCUGCGUCUAAGGCCCCGACGCCCGUGCCGACCCCGCGCGGGCCGAGCCCCGUGCCCAGCCCGCGGUCCAUCAGUCCGCAGCCUGAGGAGCAGCAACCAGAACCAAGUCCACUGAAGGCGAAGCGAGUGCCAGGAGAGUCAUCACCUCCCAAAGUGAUCAAGAGGAAGCCUCCAGUGCCACCAGCGCAGUCGGAUGACCAAGCAUCGGAGGCUCCUGCAGACAGCAAGCCGGCCGAAGACAUCGCGGUGGCGCGGCCAGUGGCUCCCGAGAUUAAGCCCGCGGAAGGCGCCAUUCCGCCCCCGCCCCCGGCCAAGCCCAAGGUAACUUGGCCCAUUGCUUGGCUUGGUUUUCUGUCGUAUCUAAAGUACGGCCAACUAGCAGCGAUACAAAAGGCGCCAGCAGCGCCUACAAUGGAGGUGACCCCUAGCACGCCGCCGGUGCACGCGCCGCCGAAAUCGCCCACGCCGCCGCCGCCGAAGUCACCCUCGCCUACGCCGCCGAAAUCACCUUCGCCUACGCCGCCGAAACCGCCCACGCCUCCUAAGUCGCCGUCUCCCACGCCUAGAGUCGCCUCGCCGCAGCCUUCUAUCUCUGCUGUAGCGCCUCCAGCGCCACCUUCGCCGCCCAAACGUCUCUCUUCCACGUCCAGCACGGAACAGCUGAUUCCUCCUGCCUCGCCCGAGCCCCUGCGAGGAGCCAAGAAGCUGGAUGACAUCAAGACCAUUAAGAGACAGCCCAAGACUGGCUGGCUCUAAACCACUGCCUACUAGUGCUUGUGCCUUUGUCAAACGCUUGACACGAAUCCAAAUGCGUGAUAGCUUUCAGAAUAACUAGCCACAGGUGGAUGUGUACCAAAUAAAGAUUUAGUGACGUUUACUAGUCUUUUUGUAGGAUCUCCAAGAUUUGAUAGCUGAAAUUUCCAUCUUCAUUAAUUUAUUAUAGGAGGUUUUUAAAUGAAACGUAUUACCUAAAGGACUAAAGGAUUCCAUCAAAACCUUAAUGUUGUCCAAGACUUGUGGAUUUACUUCUUUUAUUACCACUGCCCACAAUAUUUAUUAUAAUAUUUAGGAAUUGUUUGUCCCUUAUCAACCGUCCAUUUAGUCUCAGUAGAUACUAACACACAUUAUAUCGUAUGUCGUAACUUAUGGAUUUGUUAUUUAUUUGUUCUUUGCGAAUAAUCUGCCGAAGUUUUGAAGAAGUUUGAUUUUGAAAUACUAUUCUCAUUGUUGCUUUGUGGAAGAAAAAAUCUGGCAUGGUUAUUGUAAAACUAAUUUGAUGUAAAAAUCCAAAACCUUUUUCACUUGUAGGUGACCCAAUAAAAUUAAAACGUAGCACGCAUAAAAUUUGAAUGUCCAAUAAAGUAACACGUCAUAAAAUUGUCGCGCGCCCCUCGAUUCACCGUCGGUCAGGUGACAAACAAGCGAGCAGAGCGCGUAGUUUCAGAGCGUCAAAUUCAUGACUAAUGUGAAUGUCUGAUAGACCCUCUCGUCGCUGGAACACGUGAAAUUCGACUCUGAACCGAUGGUUAGCGAAUAUACAUAACGUUGUGCAGGACUCAGUCACAGAAAUGUGUCUUAUUAAAGAGGUUUUGAGUUAGAAAAGGGUCAAAAGUGACACCAAAUGGUUCGUGUAAUAUUACACUCGGCGCUUUUCAUAUUGUAACUACUUAAUCUCGUUUAAUUUAUUUGUGUAGUAUAAGAACUACGCAAUCGGCCGAUAGUUGGUUCAGCGUCUUAAUUAGUGUGAGGAAUCGGCCGAUACCAAAUCGGUGUAAUAUGCGCUACGUUUUCAUACUGAUUAACAGCCUGACUAAACCAACUAAACUAUCAACCGACAAAAACUCUGUAUCUGCGAGGACUCAAUGUAAUUUUAACCAAAACGAUCCGAUUUUUUUUUGUAUUAUUCAAAUCCUUUGAACUCAAUAGGCUCUAAUAUAUUCGUAGAACCAUCUAUUAGAUUUGGGAUGAUAAAGUUUUCCAACUUUAUAUGCGCUGAAUAGAUCUUGAUUGACCAAGUGUGGAUUAAAUUACUUAGGUAUGAUUUACUUGAAAAACUUCAGUUCCUUCACGCAUACUAAGAGGGUAGAUUUUCUGAUAGUUUUCUUUAGAUUUUCUGUGAGCUACUUACCAAGAAAAAUAUUUUUCAAUAGCUCCAGCUACAUCGCAUAUCUUUUCUAAUUUAUUUUAGUACUUAACUUUAAAUUCGCUAAAUGAUGUCUACGAACUCUACAGAAGGUUUGCACAGUUGUAUUUUUAUUUAUUGCUCUAAUGUUACGUUAUAAUUAUUUUUCUUAGACAAGUUACGUAAUUGUAGUCUGAAUUUGUAUGCAAAACAAAAUUAAAAAACCAAACCCCUACACAUAGUCUAUCUAAUAUUAUGUAACGUUAAGAAUAUUUUUCAAGAAUUAUGGCAACAAUUUGUUAGACAAGAAUUUAUCCUUACCUCUUCCCUGUAGUAUCAAAGUUAACCAUGCUCAUACAUUAUUUCUCGUUGUCUUGUUAAUUAAUAACAUGCCCUAUUGAUAAGCUUACCUUUAUAUUUUGUACCCAAAUUGUAAAACAAUUAUUGUACUUGACAAUAAAUUACCUAACCAUCGUA